Molecule: messenger RNA, 910 nt
Organism: Cantharellus anzutake
Lineage: Eukaryota; Fungi; Basidiomycota; Agaricomycetes; Cantharellales; Hydnaceae
Exons: 4
Coding region: 16-522 (168 amino acids)
Source: RefSeq, a predicted model, not a curated record
CGUUGUUGACUUCAAAUGUCACAGAGAUUGAUUCCAGAACCACAGGACAUUUGGAAGUACAUAUGUACACAUACAGGAACCGACCAAGAGUUGAUUGGGGGAGGCGACGGGGGGAGUCCAUGGAGGGACACAUAUUGUUACAAGCAAACGAGAAUACAAAUCAUUGAGAACACAAAACCCAUUCCAUUAUUGUUAGAACUUUCCAAGCCAUCGUUUUUGACCAGCCGAUCGAUCCUAUUAAGUUAUAUUUCCGUGUCCCCCCGUCGCUCGCACUGGUUUAGCAAUAGCAUGGCCUACAAUAACAAGGGCAACAACGACAUCCGCCACACCUGCAAGGGCAGCAACGACAAGGGCAACAGCGGCACCUUCGACCAGCCGUUCGCUCUUCUGCUCCUUUAUCCACUGAAGACAUUCCAUCACCUUCUUCGCGUGAGGUGGAGGCGGGAGGAGGAUCGGCGUUUCCGGAGUCGCAGCAGCAUGAUGAUGGUGAUGACGCUGGUGCGUCUUUGGAUGGCGCGGUAGAACCAGCGCCAGAGCAACAGGAUCCUUCAUCUUUUGCAUCGUUUCCCAUAUUGUUUUUUUAUCUCGUCUUUGUGGGUACUAGUCAGAGAGAUGCGAGGGAGUUCGACCUGCUGGUGAGAUGAGACGAAGGAGAGACGAUAGGCCAGACUUUUAUACGUCGAGAGACUUAAUAAGUUGAAAUUCGUCUGUAGUUCAGAGUCUACCCCAGAAACGGCCAGCCAACUCCGGUCACAUUGCUUCAGGGUGAGUGAUUGUAUACCGCUUCGGACCCGAGGAUGCGCAACUGUCAUACAGCCGAGCUUUGUCAUCUAAACGGGCGCAACUCUCCCAUACAGGCGUCCGCGUGUGUGCUGUGCAUGAUACAUAGCUAGUUCCAGACAUGUCUCCC